Rhinopithecus roxellana (golden snub-nosed monkey) is the source of this 1280-nucleotide messenger RNA. RefSeq names its product GVQW motif containing 3 (gene GVQW3). Bases 529 to 1161 code for a protein of 210 amino acids. NCBI's taxonomy places the organism in Eukaryota, Metazoa, Chordata, Mammalia, Primates, Cercopithecidae. The record is from RefSeq and is a predicted model, not a curated record. The transcript is spliced from 2 exons.
GCGACUGCGCACAGUCUAAUGCGCGGAGGGGAGAGAAUUGCGCAUGCGCGCAUGUCUCCCGGGACACUAGAGCAGGCGAUACCCUGGCUGCUCCGGUAGGUUUGGCGUGCGCGGGUUUUUGCAGAUCUAGGGCGAGCUUACACGUUACAUCACCGAUGCAUCUCUUCUUGCUUGCUUAAUUUGCCAACACUUAGGCCUUUCUUGCAGAAUUCGCCAUAUACUCCUAAGGGCCGCGGAAUCGGAGCAACCUUGUUGACUGAUUGGCAAACUCUCGGCAGAUGUGCGUGCACUGGUUGGAUGCAGUGGUUGUAGGCGAUUUAAUUUUUCCCAGCUUUGCAGCGACUGUUGGCCCUGUUAGCUUCCCAGAACGGAUCUCCCCAGCCUCGACUGGAAGCUGAGGGACAAAAAUUCUUAAAAGCAAUUACUCUUUCCCGGCGAGGCUUCUAGAAGAGCAAGAAUAGCGAUAUAAUUACACCUGCAGGCCUAUAGUCGUGGCCUGUUAACGUUCCUGUGUUUUUCAGUGCCAGAAUGAGUGACCGCUAUUUAGAACAAAGGAUUAGUAUCAAAUUUUGCGUGAAAUUGAACAAGUCUGCAAGUGAGACCCACCAUCUUUUAAAAGAAGCUUAUGGGGAAGAAGUCAUGUCAAGGGCCAGAGUUUUUGACUGGCACAAAAGGUUUAAAGAAGGACGGGAAGAUGUUCGAGAUGAUGCCAGAAGUGGGCGUCCGGUCACCCACCGAACAGAUGACAAUAUCCAGAAGGUCAAGGACUUGGUUUGUUCAAACAGGCAGUUAACCGUGAGGAUGAUGGCUGAAGAGUUAAAUUUAGACAAAGAAACUGUUAGGCUCAUUUUGAAAGAAAACUUGAACAUGAGGAAGGUUUCUGCAAAAGUUAUUUCGGGUGUUUUGAAGGGUGAGCCUAAACCACGAAAACUUGACUUUCAGUCCAAUCUUUCAAAGGAAACUAGGAAAAAUAGCUCAUGUUUGAGGAAAAAGGUAACAGGUUCUGAAACAUGGAGUUAUCUCCAGGGUGAAGCUGAUGGGGAAAUGCCCCUGUCCGUAUCCCAUCCCAGAGUCCACUACCCUGCCAGCCAGCUUCUGCAGGAGUCAUCUUCAACAAGCCUUGCCCCCAGGGUAGCUGAGGAUUGGUUCACCCCAUGGUGAGAGGAAUGAGAAGCUCCGCCUAACCACAGGAGAUCAAGCCUGGCUUUCUGUGGGAUGUCAGUAGGAGAGCUGGCCAUCUGCAAACUUUCUGAAGCUUAACACCAUUGGUCAAUGACGCU